AGCAUAAGAGGGAGCAUGAUCACUGGCUGCUCAGUGGAGAAGACUGCAGCGGGGAGUGAGGUUAAGGCAAAUGUGAAAGACUGUUGCAGUAGUCCAGGCAGUAGUUGACAUUAUCUUAAACUAAGCCACCCAGUACACCAGACGUUUGACUACCACCGAUGUCCUCAAAGAAAGGCCUAAUUGUAUAAAGGAAGUUUUAUUGAAGAAACAGAGAUUCAUCCCAUUUCUAAGAUUAAUAUUUACAAUUUGGAUUUGUCGACCUUCUUGUAAGAUAUAUUUGGCAAUCAAAAUGAAAGCUUUCUUUGAAGUUUUAGAACAAUUAUACAGGAAAGUACUUCUUGGAGCCACACUUGAAAAUGACAGCCAUGAUUACAUCUUUUAUCUCAACCCAGCAUUUUCAGAUCAAGAUUGCUCUACAACCACCUCCUCAGACUGCUCAAACAUCCUUGAUGUUCAGGGCAAGCAUCAGCCAUCCUCUGUCAAUUUGGCUACCCCUUCUGUAGCACCUGUGUGUUUGCAGAGACAUUUUCAGAUGAACAGUACCCGAGAAAUAAUGCUCCUUCAGUUAACAGUGAUUAAAGUGAUGAUGACCAGAAUAUUAUCUGUCGAAACUGAAUUGCAUGCAAAGGAGAAAUAUAGAGAUAUAAUUAAAAUGCUUUUAAAAUCAUCUGACAUCGAUUCUAAAUUAACCUGUAUGUUCCAAAACUCGGAUAAAUUGUUAUCUCACAUGGCUGCAAAGUGCCUUGCACUACUUCUGUAUUUCCAAUUGAAGGAAAAGAUAACAUUGAGUAAUUCCUGGAUUUCUUUUUGCCAAAAAAAUCUUUCUGAAUAUACUGAAAGUGAUAAAGUAGUACACUGCCUCUGGAUGCUUACCUUUGUAAUAAAAGAAAUCUUUAAAGAUACAUGUUCACAAAAAACAGAAAUUCUAAAGCAGUUCCUGACUCCUUUUGACACUAUUUUUGAAGUCUUUUACAAUUCCUUAUUUUCUCAGCAUUUUGAAAACCACCAAGAUACUUCUAAACUAAUAAACAGCUUGAUAUGUUUCCUGGAAUUGCUUGAACUUCUUAUAGCCUCCAGAAUCCACCUGAAGUUACAUUUCACUUGCCAGAGGAUGUUAUUUUUGAAACCUUCUUGUGUGUUCAACGUUAUUACCUGGCCUAUUCAGGCUUUUGUCAAAAGGAAAUUCAUCAUAUUCAUCAAAAAGUGCCUUCUCUGCAAAGUGGGUGAAGACCUUUGUCGGGGAUCCGUCCCUACCUUCAUGGCACCAGAUCAUCCUUUAGAUGUGGACCUGUUGGCUUUGGCUGAUGCUGUUCUGCAAGCUGUGGAUUUGGGCUUUUUGAGGACACUGUCUGUCUAUGGAAAACCUUCCUGCUUUGGAGGCGAUGAAGUCCAACCUGGAUGUGAAUGUGUCCCUGGUCCAGAUCAUGUGAUCCUUAGAGCAGCGAGCUUACUUAUCAUUAGAUCCUUAGAAAUCAAGUUUCAAAAUGGUGCUUCAGCAAAUGAAAUGAAAGUUGAUUUACAGAGGUUCAUGUCUGAGUUACUGACCUUCUUAAAGCCUCACCUUCAGCCGUCUCUGCGAUCACACAAUCUUUGUGAGUGGUUGUCUAGGGUCUUCAUAGAACAAGACGAUGACAUGCUGGAGGCUGCCAAAACAGCAAUGGGCAUCUACCUGAAGUUGACCAGAGAAUGUGAAGCUACUGAAAGCUUGACCCAAGAAAAAGAAAUGUGGAACCAUCACACACAUGAAAAUGGCUAUAAUCCACACUGUAUUUUUUUAUUCUUAUUAAAAAAUAUAGGAUUUGAUUCUACAGUUCUUCUUGAUUUUUUGAUUUCAUCAGAAACCUGUUUUCUUGAGUAUUUUGUUAGGUAUUUAAAAUUAUUGCAAAAAGACUGGGAUAAUUUUUUCACCAUUUGCAAGUACUUUGAUAUAACUGAAUCUAAAGAUAAUGUAAAUAUUUGUUGUUGUAUCUCCUUACUUGUCCAAGACAGAAGCAGCAACCAAACAGAGCCUAGUCCUUUGGCUGUUCUUGGUAAUCACAGAGAUGCUCAUGCUUGGGUCUCCUGGGCUUCUGAAGCGUCUUCUGAACCACUGAACCAUGCUGUGAUGUCUGAGGAGGCCCAGGCCACACUCCAGGCUAAUAAUCUGUCUCCCCAACGAACUUCUCAAAGUCUGGUAGAUUAUGAAACCUCUGAUGAUUCUGAAGAAGAAUCCACAGACCAGCGUUUAGCAAACAGUAGACUAACAUCUUUACACCAAGAAGCAAUGAAGAAAAUUCAGGACACAAUUGGAACAAGUAGGGAUAAAAAAGAACUUAUCCUGGAGUCUCAGUCGAGGUCUCUGGUUCCCAAAGAAUCUAAUACUCCCUUCUCUGUUGAUUGUGACAUAGGCCCAAAUAACAUUGUUUCUAAAGUGGGAAUAUCUUACAGAACAGUAAAGUGCUUUGAAGAGCUACAAGGUGCCAUUUAUCGUUUGCAGAAGAAAAAUCUGUUCCCAUAUAAUCCAACAGCACUUUUGAAGUUGUUAAAACAUAUUGAGACAAUAUAUAAUAGAAGUAUGACUCCUUUGUAAAACAGGAACUGGUUUUCCGUAAUAUAAUUGUGCCUUAAUGAGGUAACAGUAAAAAAAAAAACAAAAAACUUCAAAAGGGUUUUCUAACAUGCUUUUCCUUUGCCUUUUGGAAGCUGCCUAGUGACUGAAAAAGAUAUAUCAAAUGAUAAGUCACUUGAUACAAGUACAGCACUCAAAAUUUAUGGUAGUUCAACUUACACAAAUUUGGGAUAGUUAUUGUAUUACUUUCUUAUUGCUGCUGUAAAAAUUACCACAAACUUGGUGGCUUAAAACAACAGAGAUUUAUCCUUUCACAGUUCUGGAGGCUAGAAGUUCAAAAUCAAGAUGGCUACAGGACCACACUUUCUCUCAAGGCUCUAGGGGAGAAUCCUUCCCUGCCUCUUCCUAGCUUCUGGCCAUUGCUGGCAAUCCUUGGUAUUCCUGGACUUCCUGGACAUCACUCCAGUCUCUUUCUCUGUUGUCACAUGACAUUUUCCCUGUGUGUCUAUCUGUAUCCAGUUUCCCUCUUGUAAGGACACCAGUCACUGGGUUAGGGCCCACUCUCAUCCAGUGUGACCGCAUCUUAGCUUAAUUAUAUCAGCAGGUACCCUAUCUCCAAAUAAGGCCACAUUCACAGGUUCUGGGUAGAUGUGAAUUUGGGGAGGGAUGCUGUUUAAGCCAGUAUGGCUAUUAUUUCCCCCUGAGGUAUUUACGUGUAAUGUAAUAUGUAAAAAACUUGAAUCUUAGAAGUUUUUUAAAGAGAGGUGAUUAGCUCUAUAUGUAUAUAUGUGGUCUACGAACACAAAUGUAUUCUUUAAAAAGAGUUUUAAUAGGUAAUUUUCCUAUUUAAAAUUGUUGUGAUAUGGAUAAUUAUAUUCUGUCUUUUUGAGAGGAGGCAGUAAAUUCAAGUUUUCACGUCAUUACAGGCAUACCUCAUUUUAUUGUGCUUCACUUUAUUGUGUUUUGUAGAUACUGCAUUUUUUACAAAUUGAAGGUUUGUGGCAAUCCUGUGUCAUACAAGUCUUUUGGUGCCGUUUUUCCAACAACAUUUGCUCACUUUGUGUCUUUGUGUCACAUUUUAGUAAUUGCAAUAUUUCAAACUUUUUCAUUAUUUGUUACAAAUAUAAAACUAAUGGAUGAGGAGUUGCUUCUUAUGGAUGAGCAAAGAAAGUGGUUUCUUAAGAUGGAAUCUGCUCCCGGUGAAGAUUCUGUGAAGGUUGUUGAAAUGACAACAAAGGAUUUAAAAUAUUAUAUAAACUUAGUUGAUAAAGCAGCGGCAGGGAUUGAGAGGAUUGACUCCAAUUUUGAAAGCACUUCUACUAUGGGUAAACUGCUGUCAAAUGCAUUGCUUGCUACAGAGGAAUGGUUCAUGAAAGGCAGAGUCCAUCAGUGGGGCAAACUUCAUGGCUGUCUUAUUUUAAGAAAUUGCCACGGCCACCGUGAUCAGUCAGCAGCCAUCAACAUCGAGGCAAGACUCUCCACCAGCAAAAAGAUUACACCUCGCUGAAGGCUUAGAUGAUGGUUAGCAUGUUUUAGCAAUAAAGUAUUUCUUUAUUAAGAUAUAUAGGCAUAAUGCCAUUGCACACUUACUAGACUACAGUAUAGUGUAAACAUAACUUUCAUAUGCACUGGAAAACCAAAAAAUCCGUGUGACUCACCUUGUGAUAUUUGCUUUAUUGUGGUGAUCUGGAACUGAAUCCACAAUAUCUCCAAGGUCUGUGAUGGAUUUAUAUACUGAGAGCAUAACUAUAUUGCGCUGGUCAGUCUGUCAUUAAGACAGUCUGAAAUGUUCUUAAAAUAUUUUUUAAAUGAUCCUUUUAUAGAGAAAUAUAAGGAGACUGAACCUAUCAGACAUUAAAAUAUAUUUUAAGGCUGUGUUAAUCAAAACAGGGUAGUACUCAUUCAGGUAGAAAUGGGAAGAUCAGUGGAACUAAACAGAGGAUGGCUAAUCAAAAUAACAGAUACUAAUGUUAACCAAAGAGAAAUGCAGAGGUCAAAAACUCUGUUUGGUAACAGAGUUGGGGGUAUACAUUGGGGCAGCUUCUACAUAAAUUAAAAAGUAUGUAUCUUCAAGGAUUUUCAAUGCCACAUUGUUUAUAAAAGCGAAAGACUAGAAAUAAUCUGGUUAAGUAAGUCAUAAUAUAUAUAUUCAUAGUAUGUAUGCUCAGUUAUAUAUACUUGUGGAAAGAAUGAGCUGUAUUCAUGUUUACAGAAAUGAAACAUCUACAGUUAAAAAAAGUGAGUAUACUGGGCUCCCAUUUGUUUAAGAAAAGAAGGUGGGGAAGGAGUAAUACACACACAUUUAUAUAUGCCUUUGUGUGUUUAUAAAAUAUUUAUGUAGGAACAUAUAAGAAAAUACUAAUAGUGGUUGCCCUGGGAAACAGAUCUGAAGUAGAAAAUUUGACUUCUCAUUAUAUAUCUUUUUCUACUCUUACUUGUUUUUAAUUGGGUACCUUUUUUUUUAGUUAAAAUUUUUUUAAGGAAAGGAAAAAAACAAACUUGAUUCUUUAUGUUCCUAAGGGUACAUAAAUGUUAAAUGCAUUAAAAGUCAUGCUUAUAAAGAUGUGUUUUUGACCUGUGUUUCUCUAUAAGGUUAAUAAGGAACCAUCAGUCCCUUGUUAUAAUAUCUAAAAUUAGGAAAAGGCAGUCUCCUAUGUAUGCAGAAUGUUGGCAUUUCAGAGACGCUACAUAUAUUCAAUAUAACUAACCCUUAGGUGUAAGCCAAUUCCUCCCACCCUCACUGAAGCCCUGCUGUUGGUGAAGGUGACUUGACUCUGGCCAUGUGAUAACUUUCCUGGCUGUUCAGAGUACCAGAGCUGUCCUGAGGUAGUCCAUAAAGGAACACAAAACUAGUGAUAUUUGCACGAUGAGUUUCCAGUCUGUAACUCCACCUCUUCUUCAAGUAAACGCAUGUGUGUCCAAGUGACCACUAAGUGUCAUGAAUCUAAUUUAUUGUUUUAACUUAAAAUACAACAGAUACAGCAAAAUACAUGUAUACGACUUGAUGAAUUUUCACAAACAACAUACCUGUGAAACCAGUAUCCAGAUCAAGAAACAACGUUACUGGCACUCAGGGGUCCCCCUUGGAUCCCCAUCCAGUCACUAUCCACCGAUAAAGGUAACUAUACCCUAAAUUGAGACAACAUAGAUUAAUUUUGCCUAGCUUUGUCUUUUAUGUAAAUGGAAUCAUAGAGUAUGUGUUCUUUUAUAUCUGGUUUCUUCAACAUUAUUUGGAAGCGUGUUCUAAUUUAUUUUUUAAAUAAUUGCCAAGUAGCUGCAUUUCAGCUAUUAGUAACAAAAUACUUAUAACUCCUCAAAAUUGUCUAUGGCACUCCCAGUGUGCUAGGACGGUGAAAUUGACAAACAGUGGUUGAAACAAAAUAGAGACUCAAACAGGUUAUACAGGGCCUUGUGCAGUUGGCCCCAACCUGUUCCUCUAGUCUCACCUGUGGUUCUCGCCCCACUCACUGUCUUAGGAGUACCACCUUUUGCCUUACAUAUUCAUUCAUCAAGCUCCAUCUUUUUUUUUUUUUUUUUUUGGUCAAGCCCCAUCUUAAAUGUUGGACCUGUGAAGCCUUCUCCACCUGUUUUGAACCAUUAGAUCUUACAUGCUUUAUGUUCUCUUCACUGUGCUCUUUCCUGUAUUGUAGCAUUUGUCACAUUAUGUUUUAAUAAUUUGCCAACCGUCUCCAUUUGCCAUGCUCUUUUUACAUUGUCCCUUGUGAAUAGCAUCAUGUCUGCCCCAUUAUUAUAAACACACCACAAAUGUUAAGCAAAUGAGAAGAGAUCCUCUCCAAGGACUUGAUAGUCUUCUGGGGCAGACAGGUGUGCAGAGACCUAAAAUCUUUAACGCAUAUAUGCCGGUUGCUGUUCCAAGUGCUCUGAUAAAUCCUCACAAUAAUAGGUACUAUUAUGAUCCCUAUUUUGCAGAUGAGAUUAAUUUGGUAAACUGGUAAAGUGGCAGAGCCGAGACAGUGGAUCUAGUCAGUCUAGUUCCAACCUUCUCUCCAUAACUGCCUGUCUUCAAGCAGAGGGUGGUACACGUGCACUAUUAAAACUAACGUUGUACUAUGUGUGGUAAGUGGUAUGAAGAGAAGUCAUGCUGGCAAGCUAUGCUGGGGUCAGAGCAUCCAAGACCUUGUGUGCUGUGCUAAGGAGUUUUGACUGUUUUGUAGGCAGUGGAGAGCCAGUGUGGUUUUCAAGUAAGUGACUGGUUUUGUGUUUGAAGAAAGUGACUUCUGUAGCAAUAUAUUGGCUAGGCAGACAAGUAGAAAGAUUGAAAAGAAUCCUGGGGAAGUCCCACUGGCAUCAGGGGCAAUGGGAAUGGAAGAGGGGGAGCAAGGCCUUCUUGCUGAAUGCCUGCAUCAGGCCCCCUCCCUCCAUAGACCCACUAAGACAUGAGUAAAGGAGCAGUGAGACACGCAAGCACUGACUGAGCAGUCCAAGAAAGCCAAAUCCUUAGCAGGUCUUUGGACUGAGGAACAGCAGGCACAGCUGAGGACAGGGCUACCACACUGAAAUGGGAUUAAUUAGACACAUACUGAAUGUUGAGAACCACCACCACCCCUAACCUUUUCCCCCAGGAAAUUAGAAGAGAGUUCUGUGGAAUCAGACACAGAUUUAAGAGGAAAGAUCUAAAGAUACAUUGUGUGUGUGUGGAGGGGGGGGGGUUCCCCAAAGAAAUUACUCGGCCAAGUCUCCCAACUAUUAAGCCCACAGUCACAAACCACCCAUGGGCAGAGUUUCUAGUUGGCAUUUAUGUGCCCAACUCUUACAUAGGAGUGAACAGCCAAGGAUCACGAGGCGUUUGCGGAAAGCCUCUUAACAUGACAGAGGCCAAAACAAGACAGAUUAGGCAAGGAGGAGAUUAAUCUAGUAAUAUCCUCAGAGAUAAAUGGUUAUAAAAGAUAAUACAUAAAAAAAUAUUCAGGAGAAACAAACUUCUUAUAAAUGAAUAAUGCAAUAGCAGAAAUGAAAAACUCAAUAGAAAUGUAAGUUGAGGAAAACAGCAGGACGAAAAAAAUUGGAAAAUAAAGAGAAAUGACAAAAUUUGAGGACAGUUCACGAGGUUCAAUAACUGAAUAGCAGAAGUUCUAGACAGAAAAGUGGAAACAGAGAGGGAAAAGUACUAAAGUAAUCCAGGAAAAAUUUCCAGAACUGAAAGACUGAGUCUUUCAACAAUGUGUGAAUAUAUAACUGGAAAAAAAAUACACCUAAAUUUUACAAAGGACGGAGAGGAUCAGCCUGAGACAGGAGGUGUUUUCUCACUCGCACAUGCACGGUGGAGAUGCAGCUGCUGCUGUUCACAGAAAUAGGGGAAGUAGAUCGUUACAGUCUCGAGGAAAAUGAGUUCCAUCUUCACCAGAGUGACUUGGGCACUGUCUUCAGCACAUAUUCAUGCCCAGCAGACAGAAAUCCUGUGUUGAAAAUGAGAAGAUCAGCGUUAGAGCAAGACAUAGGAGUCAUUUGCCUAUGCAUUAUGAAAAUCACAGAAGGUCUGAUUUCCCUGAGACUAGGGAGAGGAAGGGAAAGAGAUCUGGAUGAAGAAGGAAAGUGAAAAAAAUUACAGAGGCCAGAGAACAAGAAAUACUUUGCAGAAACUAAGGUCAGGUAGGGCUUUGAGAAAGGAAAUGUAUAUGGAGUUUAGUAUCUGAGAAGAAGACGCUGGGCGUUUUGACCAUCAGGAAGCUGUUGUUCACUUGUGACAAACCAGCUUUAGUUGGACCCGGAGAGAGGAGACAGAGAGGAGGUAGAAACCACCAGGACAGUGAUUUUCAACUUAUUUGUGUUCUCUGUGCCAUCUGAAUACUGGGAUUUGUUGUGGCACCUGUGACAUGACUGUGUCAUCACUGACUUGAAUGCCAUCCCCAGAGGCAACAUUGUGGUCACCAAGCACCUGCUGGGACUCUGACCUGCCUCCUGACCUCUCCUCAGGGCACAUGUGGCCCACUCAUGCUGCAUUUAGCCCACCUGGGCUGCCCAGGGGUUUGGAAAAACUUGACCUAAAUACUGAACUUUAAUUGGUCUUUUAUGAAUUGUCAUUUGUGACACCGUAUAGAGUUGUCUUGCUUUAUAUUAAAAUACUCAUUUGAAAAUUGUGGUUGAUAAAAUGCCUUUUCUGACUAUAUUAUUAUAGGUCAGACUAGCAAACCAACUGCAAGUUUUUCUAAUUAUUCUAAGGAAAGUGGAGCUGAACAAAGCAGAUCAAAGCCUUUACAGUUAACCCCAUGUAUCCCCUCCUAACUAUACAGCUCACUAGUAUUUUUUAAGAUAUAGAAAAAACAGGGAUCCCCUUCUAAAUUUGCCAUUGGCAUUAACCUUUUCAAGUAGAUUGACUAAACUGUAGUACAGUUACUCACUGUGUUGGGUAAAAUACAUGUUUAUAUAUACCCUGGAUCGCUUGUGGGUUUUUUUUCUCUUUGGAACUUUAGCUAUUUUUUCAAAGAAAGUACAGUUUUCUAAUACUUAGAAGAACUGAGAAAUGGAAUGUGAUCAGGGUAUGAUUUCCUUUCCAGUGAGAAAAGUUCAGGUGUUUUUAGUCUGGUUUGAGACAAGAGUCUACCUAAUCAUUGAAAGCCGUAGAGUUUAAAACAUGGGUUUACAUUAAAGAUAUUGUCUAGGGGUGGGGAUUGGGAUUGUCUGUGGCAUCAUGAUAGCAUGUGGGGUUUUUUUACAGUGCUUUAGACCUCCUGCCAGACACAUUUCUCCCUUGAGGCCCACAAAGUGAACACACCAGCAGCACAUUUAUGAUUGCUUAUGACUUUGUUUUUUAAGUUAUUUAACAAACUAUAAUAAGGAAGCACAGGUUUUCCUGCAGCUGAACUUUUUUUUAUGUGCUAAGAAAGGAAGUUUAUUUUCCAUUUCUAAAUUGCUGACUUUGUUUGUUCAUUUCUGUAAAACAUAAGAGUAGUAUAGCCCACUACUGUAAAAUAGAAUUGGAUUUUUGACUGCCGAUUUUCCUAUAAAUUGUCUUUUAAAUUUUUUUCUGAUUUUGCUAUUUUUUUCUGUAAUAAAGUGGAAAGAUUCCCCUUACUAGAUUGUUGACAAGUAAAGCAUUUUUGGUGUCAUGUAGCAUUCUUUGCUUGAAUAUGGCAUAUGUCCUCUUGUGUGUCACUUUUAAUAUGUAUAAUGAAUGAUUUGAUGGUUAUAUGGAAGUGAAAAUGAGUGGUGAACUAGAAAAUAAAAUUGAUUGGCAACAGCUUUA
This is a messenger RNA of Orcinus orca (killer whale), 9752 nucleotides long. RefSeq names its product lines homolog 1 (gene LINS1). The record is from RefSeq and is a predicted model, not a curated record. The transcript is spliced from 8 exons. The coding region runs from base 290 to 2569 and encodes 759 amino acids. NCBI's taxonomy places the organism in Eukaryota, Metazoa, Chordata, Mammalia, Artiodactyla, Delphinidae.